AUGCUGCUGUCCUCCUCCCUAUUUCGCAAGUCCAGUGCGACCGGUAGCCAUAUCAGGUCAUACAGGCAUGUCGAGAUUCGACUUGAUCAGCCAUAUGUGGUCUUUGAAGGUACACCCCUCGAGGGAGCGCAACCGGUUGCUCUUAAGGGGUGCAUAUAUCUGGACCAACGCAGAUCCAUGGACAUAAAGCGCAUCAGGGUCAAGUUGGUCGGGACGCUUGAGUUGUAUUGGGAGAUGGGUUGGGAUCCUGGCGUGAUAACCAGGAGGAAUGACACAAUCUAUGAGAAAGAAAUCAUCCUGCUCCCAAGGGGCGAAGUGGGUGAGAACAGCUCGCACACAAUCGGCUCUGGAUUAAAAGAGUUUGCAUUUCAGUUCGAUUUACCGCCGGAUACUCACGAUACAGUCAAUGGGUUGAAGAGGGACGGUUGGAGACAUCGCAUCAUGGUGAACUGGAUGAUCUAUGCGACCAUCGAGCGACCAUUUGGCAGUAUUGAUUUGCCACUGGCCAGAAAAAUCCGCAUCAUGCGCAUCGAGGGACCGAAUCCGGACAUCUUCGAUCACGAACAAAUCCACCAGUCGGUCUGGAACGAUAAGCUGAGUUACAAAAUCUCAGUGCCACGAGUAAACUAUGUUUUCGGCACUUCGAUCACAGCCCAUUUCGAACUCACGCCCCUCAAGAAAGGAGUUGUAAUCAAGGAUGUCAAGAUGGAGCUGCGGGAGAACACAGUGAACACCUACAACGACACCGCGCGGAAUCCAGCAGGACGGACACAUUACAAAGACUGGUUUACGAUCAUCAAGCAUCAGACAUAUCCAGUGCCGGAAAUUUCCGCACAAAGACAGGCGCCCGACUCGACCGAGCUCCAGGACGAGGCAUACAUCUUCGAUACCAAGAUGGACCUGCCCCGGAGCUUCAAGGACUGCAGACAAAUGUGCGACACCGCGAACAUCAAGAUCUACCACACCUUGAGGAUUUACGUCAACAUAUUGAAUGGAGACCAACAUGUGAGCCAGUUGAAGAUUCGUGCCAUCAUCAACCUCUUUCUUUCCCCCCAGCUCCAAAUCAACGAAGACACCCUGGCUGUCAAACUGCCCACAGCCGAAGUGUCACGACAGACGCUCAACGAGCCCGUUCGGCAAGAAGCACCGCCAAUAUACAACCUCCACCAUCUCGACCAAUUAUACGAUGAUGGUUCCGACCACGGUGCCAGGACAGCCGGGAACACGGGCGCCAACACACCGGUUUUUUAUACGCAAAGUCGGAGAGCCAGCGAGGAGGACUUG
Messenger RNA from Eremomyces bilateralis CBS 781.70, 1284 nucleotides. RefSeq lists its product as uncharacterized. The transcript has a single exon. Gene Ontology annotation, biological process: ubiquitin-dependent endocytosis. Gene Ontology annotation, molecular function: protein-macromolecule adaptor activity; ubiquitin protein ligase binding. Lineage: Eukaryota; Fungi; Ascomycota; Dothideomycetes; Eremomycetales; Eremomycetaceae. The annotation marks the transcript as partial. Gene Ontology annotation, cellular component: cytosol; cytoplasm; plasma membrane. The record is from RefSeq and is a predicted model, not a curated record.